Dicrocoelium dendriticum is the source of this 387-nucleotide messenger RNA. NCBI's taxonomy places the organism in Eukaryota, Metazoa, Platyhelminthes, Trematoda, Plagiorchiida, Dicrocoeliidae. The record is from the annotation of a GenBank genome assembly.
AUGGCGCUUUCUAGUCUCUCUGGUAAUACCAGAAAAACUUUCCAUUUCAUUAGAGUCCCCGAAGGUGUUCCAGCUGGUAUAAGUGAAACAGUAUGUGAAGAGGAUGGCUCCUUAAUCACCAAUCUUCAACGACGGUUGGAGCGAUGCGCCGAACAUUUUGGCUCUCAGUAUUUUUGGCCCACAGCUCCAUCUGCUACCUCAGGCGCUCGCACUAGUGCCGAGUGGUCUACCCCUACAGAUCCUCCCUCUAACCAGGAAAUCGAGCAGGAACUCUGCCACAUGAAGCGUUAUAAAGCCCCCGGGCCUGAUGGUCCUCGCUCAGCACUAAAUAACUAUGGUGGCACUUCGAUGGUUCAAAAACUCCCUGCUUUGUUCUCAAAAGUUUAA